This is a messenger RNA of Caenorhabditis remanei, 1572 nucleotides long. RefSeq lists its product as uncharacterized. Gene Ontology annotation, cellular component: membrane. The record is from RefSeq and is a predicted model, not a curated record. Gene Ontology annotation, biological process: phosphate ion transmembrane transport. Gene Ontology annotation, molecular function: phosphate transmembrane transporter activity. NCBI's taxonomy places the organism in Eukaryota, Metazoa, Nematoda, Chromadorea, Rhabditida, Rhabditidae. Bases 1 to 1572 code for a protein of 523 amino acids. The transcript has 4 exons.
AUGCUCGACAUCCUCAUCCAGUACUCUCCAAAUUGGACGGAACACACGACAUGGCUUGUCAUUGUCGCCUUCAUCUUUGCCUUCUUGGUUUCUUAUGGAAUGGGAGCCAACGAUUCGUGCAAUGACUGGGGACCGGCGGUGGGCGCCGGCACUGUCAAGUUGUAUCAGGCGUAUAUUCUGUCGGGAAUCUUGAAUGUGGCGGGAGCCGUUUUGUUGGGCUACAAAGUGGUCGAAACCCUCCGUACCGGAAUCAUCGAAUUCGACAUUUUCGACGUGUACGCCCAAUACAACGCUACCACCAAUCAAUACGACACCGUCGACUUCUGUGGUAACUCAACGAUAGUCGGCGGUUGGAAAGCGCCCGACAUCCUGCCAGGAGCCACGCCUCUCGAAUGUGCCAAGUACACCUCCAUCGACUUUAUGCUCACGCAAACCGCCUCUUUGGCUGGCUGCGCCGCGUUUAUGAUCCUCUCCUCGUGUUACAAAAUCCCAGUGUCCGCGACACACGCCAUCGUCGGAGCCUCCGUGGCCACGUCAUUCUACAUUCGUGGAAAUGUUGGAAUCAAGUGGGGAGAGAUAAUGAGUAUCGUUGUCUCCUGGUUCAUCUCCCCAAUUAUUGCUGGUGUCAUCGCGGGAUCCUUGUAUUACAUCGUCAAGUUUUCCGUCUUGAUCCGUCAGGACACCUUCAAAUGGGCUCUAAGACUUUGUCCAAUUUUUAUGUGCUUCACUUUGGUCGUUAACUUGUACGCCUGUAUUUUCGAUGGAUCUAAGUACCUCGGCCUUGACAAACUCAGCGCAUUUGAAGCUCUUCUUGUGUCCGUUGCCAUCGGAGUUGCCGGAUGGGCUAUUCUCACUUUCCCACUGAAAAAUUGGCUUCCAAACCGUGCCAAGAAACUUUUCGACAAGGAAACUAUCAAAAUGCAGAAGAGAUUGGAAUCUGGAAAAGCGCCAAAGGGCCACAAAAUCACCGACAUGCGUGAGCCAGACGUGGCCGAUAACAUCAAAGAGCUCCCAUGGUACAAGUACUUCUGGGCGUACGUCCCGGAAGACCGUCUCACCAAAAAAGUGUUCAACACCCUUCAAAUCGUCUCCUCCUCAAUGCUCUCCUUCACCCACGGAGCCAACGACACCGGAAAUACCAUCUCUCCGCUGCUCGCCAUCUGGCUCUGCUAUGAAUCUGGAUACGCGUUCGGGAAUGCGGAGACUCGCGACGACACUCAACUCCUCCUCGGCUAUGGAUCACUGGCGAUGAUCGUUGGAUUCGUGACACUCGGCCAUCGAACUAUCAAACUUUUGGCCCAUGAGAUGACUGUCGAUAUGUCACCUAUCUCUGGUUUCUGUAUUGAAGUCGGUACUGCCUUCACGGUCUUGAUCUGUGUCAAGAUGGGUAUCCCUAUCUCAUCCACUCAUUGUACAGUCGGUGCAGUGGUAUUCGUCGGAAUGGCAAAGUCAACUAGUGAAGGUGUCUCGUUCGGAACAUUCAGGAAGAUCUGCUUCUUCUGGCUACUCUGCUUCCCUAUGGCCGCUAUCAUUGGUGUGGGAACCACGAUGAUUCUUCAACAAUUCCUAUAG